This is a messenger RNA of Mizuhopecten yessoensis (Yesso scallop), 1693 nucleotides long. RefSeq names its product N-terminal Xaa-Pro-Lys N-methyltransferase 1-B-like. NCBI's taxonomy places the organism in Eukaryota, Metazoa, Mollusca, Bivalvia, Pectinida, Pectinidae. Gene Ontology annotation, cellular component: cytoplasm. The record is from RefSeq and is a predicted model, not a curated record. Gene Ontology annotation, biological process: N-terminal protein amino acid methylation. Bases 265 to 930 code for a protein of 221 amino acids. Gene Ontology annotation, molecular function: N-terminal protein N-methyltransferase activity. The transcript is spliced from 2 exons.
CACGAAACUUACUUUAUCCUUGAUAAAAACGUAUGAAUUAACUUCAAACAAUUGUAACAUUUUGAAUUUGAUUAUAAGAAAUUAUUUGGUGAAUCUGAAGUCUUAAAUAUAUAUCUCAUUACUAGUGUUUUAACAUUUUGACCGAGAUCUGGGUCGGGUCGUGCGCGGAUCGGGAAAGGUCAGACUACGAGUUUUAUUACUACCAACAGUACUUCCGGCGCGAAAAAUCAUCAACCACGAGAAACAAAAAAUUGAAAAUUUGCCAUGGCCUCAGAAGUAAAAGACGAGAAGAAAUUUUAUGACGACGCAGAGUCGUAUUGGAAAAAUGUUCCUUCAACAAUCGAUGGAAUGUUAGGGGGGUUUGGACAGAUAUCUGUCACUGACAUAAACGGAUCAAGGGCAUUUCUCCGACCGUUACUAACGACUGGAGGUGGCAGUUCUGGUACUAAGAAAGCCAUUGACUGUGGAGCUGGCAUUGGGCGAAUAACAAAACGACUUCUCCUUCCAAUGUUUGACUCGGUAGACAUGGUGGAAUUGAAUCAAGGUUUUCUUGAUGGAGCUCCAAAACAUAUUGGAGAAGAAUUUAAGCGUAUAGGAAAAUGCUACUGCUGUGGACUUCAGGACUUCACACCAGAUAAGGGAAAAUAUGAUGUCAUUUGGAUACAAUGGGUCACAGGACAUCUUACAGAUGACCACUUUGUACAGUUUCUACAACGAUGUCAGGAUGGACUUUGUGAAAAUGGUGUUGUCGUUCUCAAAGAUAACUGUAGUCCUGAGAAGGUGUUUGAUGCAACCGACAGUAGCUAUAUGAGAACCACAGAUGAAACACUGGAACUGAUAGUGAAAUCAGGGCUGAAACUGCUUCAGUCUCAGAAACAGAAGGGCUUCCCCAAGGCUAUUUAUGAUGUUAUCAUGUUUGCAUUACAAUAGCUUUAGGAUAACUAUUAAUUAAUCUCAUUUUAAAGGCAAACUUUAGAUGCUGUCAGAUUCUAAAUUUGUUGGCUUGGAAGAAGCAGCUGGCUUGUUCAUUCUUUCCAUGCAGGAAAUUAUUCCAAGAUAGCUCUAAGCUGUGGUCAGUUCUGUAAUAACUAAUCUCAAAUCUGUAAUGAUUUCGUGCCAGUUAUUGAAAUGCAAAUUACAGUCAAUAGCUAUUUAACAGUUGCCUUCCUUUUGUACAUUUAAUUUCAUUUGGAAGACUUUUCUGAUGAUAAAAUGAUCCACGAUUCUGAAACAGACUAAUGACUGAAUUUUCAUGACUGAAAAAUGCUAUUUUCAUACUCAUUUGAAAUACAUGUACUAGUUAACUAUUGUAAUCAUUAGUAAAAGAGAUCACCUGGCUAAAAAAUAGACAAAUCUUUAAAUGAUAGGCUUGACUAAGGAUUGAUGUAACAGUGUAUUUUGGGACCUUGAUUUCUGGAUUUUCUUCUGUCCAAAUGUUGCAUAAAUUGCCCACACGAUGUGUAAAGAGCUGUAGCUAAUUUUUGGCCAAAUAGGAGAGGGGAUCUGACCUAUUAGGUAGAGGAGAAAUUGUUAACCACAGAUUUGAAACAUGUAGUUUGAGAUAUUGUCAGCAUGUUAUUUUAAUGAAACUAUGUGUUAAAUUCACUAUAUAUAGAUCUGUAUUUUGUCAAUUUUCUGUAAAAAUCUCUUUGGUCAGAAAAUUAUUUUACUAUAUACACAAACAAUGUACAUA